Molecule: messenger RNA, 4900 nt
Organism: Leptidea sinapis
Lineage: Eukaryota; Metazoa; Arthropoda; Insecta; Lepidoptera; Pieridae
Product: UNC93-like protein MFSD11
Exons: 8
Coding region: 165-1526 (453 amino acids)
Source: RefSeq, a predicted model, not a curated record
AUUUGAAGUAGUGUGAAACUGGAAAAUAUCGCAUUAUAAAAGCAAAUGCGUUCCGUUGAGCUGUGUUCUAUUAAUUUAAAACUAUAGUCCGUGUUAAGUAAUAUAUUAAUAACUAAAUAAUAUAGCUUAAAUUCAGUGUAUAUUUGUUUUCAAUUAAAGUUAAGAUGGAGCGACGAUUUAUGAAUGUUAUUUUGCUCGGUUUUGGUUUUAUGUUUGUGUUUACUGCUUUCCAAACGAUGGGAAAUAUUGAGAAAACUAUCCUGGACAGUAUAACACAGGACGACAGCUCGUUCACCGGUGAUGGGUACACGUCGCUGGCCAUCAUCUACGCCACCCUGGCGCUCUGCAACUGGAUGGCACCUUCGGUCAUCAGCAUCACGGGACCCCGGGGGGCCAUGCUCAUCGGUGCGGUGACCUAUUUAUUCUUUAUAAUAACGUUCCUGUUUCCGCGCACUUGGCUCUUGUACGUGGCGAGUGUUAUGAUCGGCGCGGGCGCAGCAGCUAUCUGGACGGGCCAGGGUAACUACCUCACACUCAACAGCGACGCGGACACCAUCUCGAGGAAUUCAGGAAUCUUUUGGGCUAUGUUACAAUGCAGCUUAUUCUUCGGGAACCUGUUCGUGUUCAUCAAGUUCCAAGGCAAGACCCACAUCGACCUGGAGACACGGAACGUGGUCUUCGGAGCGCUCACGGCGGUCUGCGCUGUGGGUAUCGUCUUCCUGCUCCUCCUGCGACCGAUACGCAGGGCUCCGGCAAUUGACGAUGUUAAGAGUGAAAUGGUCGAGUCUGCGGGUCCUAUGGAGGCGUUCAAAGGCGCUCUUCGGUUGUUUGGCACACGUGACAUGAUAAUGCUCAGUGCUGCAUUUAUCUAUACAGGUGUGGAGUUGUCCUUCUUCAGCGGAGUGUACAGCCCCAGCAUUGGGUUCACGUUGGCAAUGGGUGACAAUGUGAAGCAGCUCGUUGGACUGUCUGGUGUGUUCAUUGGACUGGGAGAAGUGCUUGGUGGUGCUCUGUUCGGUAUCCUCGGCAACAAAACCACCCGCUGGGGCCGCGACCCGAUCGUGAUAAUGGGCUAUUUCAUCCACAUGACCAGCUUCUUCCUCAUCUUCAUCAACCUGCCCAACGUAGCGCCUUUCGGAGACACGAUGGACACUUCAUACAUCUCGCCGUCUUCGUACCUGGCCAUGUUCUGCAGUUUCCUGCUGGGUUUCGGAGAUGCGUGCUACAAUACCCAGAUCUACUCCAUACUGGGCGGCAAAUAUGCAGAUAAUAGUACCUCGGCGUUCGCUCUCUUCAAGUUUACACAGUCGCUUGCAGCAGCUGCGUGUUUCUUCUAUUCGUCCAAAGCCCUAUUGUCAGUGCAGUUAGGUGUGUUGGCAGUAUUGGCAACAGUUGGUACUGCUGCGUUCUGCCGCGUGGAAUGGCGGGACCGAGCUCGCGCCAGAGGGAUGUCCAUCGAUGUGGUGGAGGACAAACUAUCGCCAGCAACACACUCUCUAGCCGAUAGCCCUCUUCAUUACGAUUGAGCAUCCGUGAUUCAUCAUAAAGUUUCAUGGAUUUUAUACAGCGCCAUCUUGCGACGUGUUUACGUCGAUAUUAAUAAGUUCAUAGCCUCAUUGGUCUUUUGACAUGAAUCGAAAACUAUUUUACACUGCUUGUAAAAAAAAAACCUGUGGUUAUUUAUCAAAAAAGAUGAGAAUAUAUGUUAAAUAUGCAAUUAACAUCUAAUUGAAUGCAAAUUAUAAUGCUAUUAUAUAUUUUAACUCAAUUUUCAAUAAAAAUGUUGUUUGCUUAUAGCUAGCAAUAGAUAAUAUAUUAAACAUCAUUUCUUAAGAGCAUUAAAGUAAGGUUUAAAUUAGUGAUGUGCCGGAUGAUUAGAAAUGUGAUCGGCAGAUACGGAUCAAAACCAAGAAACCAGUUCUUGUUAGAAAAGAACAUUGCCAGAGUCUAUAGCUAAUAUGUUAGAUAGUUAUAUUGACGAUGAGCAUUCUGAAAAUCAAAUAUAAUAUACGAAAAGUUAUUUGCUCAUACAAUAUAUUUCAGAAAAAAGUGUGUGUGUGUGUGUACUUAUGUAUGCACGCAAGAAGUUAUAGUACUUCUUCGGCCUAACGAAGAAAAAAUCAUUACAAUGCGUGCUAUUCUACGUUUUUAGAAUGAACAAUUUUGUUUUGACAAUUAAUUAUUAAAUAAUGAAUACGGCUGUAUGGGCUUGAACCCUUUGCCUGUCCUAAUAAUGGACGAAGAAAACAAAAAAGAAACGGAUGACGCAAACGUCAGAAAUUUUUUGGAACGAACUUCAACCUGUUACUUUUGUAUUACAAUGAUGCGCGCGCUUCUUAAAAUUUCAUCCUCAUCAUUUAUUUAUAAUGCGCCUAAAGAAGUAUAACUUCAAAAAAAUUGUCAAAGACCAAGACCCACUAAUGUAUUGGCAGAUUAAUAGUAAAAAGUUUGGAAGUCUCAGUCAUACCUUGCACACAUUUAUUAUCACUUGUAAGAAGCGUUCUAAGUGGUUCGUAGGUUCUCAACGUGGGCGAUAACGCCCCCUUGUGGACGUUUGAGACUUUCGGGGGGGCAGUAAAAGAUCCAGAGACAAUUAAGGGGCAUUGAGAUGGCGCAGAUGGGGCGUGGGUAGAUUAAAAAAUAUAGUCUAAAAAGGCAAAAAAAAUACACGAAAAUACUCUAGACAAAACAUAUUCUCAAAGUGGGCGGUGAGCAAAAUAAGGUUGAGAAACUAUGGCCUAGCGAAACUCUUAGAAAAUAGCGAUUGUAUGAAACGUGCAGUGAUUGAUAGAUGACGGCUAUAAUCUUGUAAAAAACGGGGAAAGCCGAAAUCCACUACGUUAUACAACUGUUCGCGUUCAAACUUAGCCAGAUUAUAAUUCGUUGCUAUAAUGCAUAUACUAUUUGAAACUUAUGUCAAAUCCCACUGCACAUAUUGUCAUAUUAAAUUAAAUCUAAUUUUUUACAUGGGCAGUCCAUCCUCUUAGGUUAUUAUGUAUGUAUUUACAUCCUCUUUGUGCACAAUUUUUCAAAUCCAAAUCCUCAUCGAAACAGACCUUUGGGGGAUAAAGCUGUCAAGUUUCCCGUUUUUGAAGUACCUUCAAUUUAUCCAUAACAUUAUUUCAAAUAACGAAUUUAAUUUUAAUAAUGACAUUAUUUUUUUAAGGUUCUUUAAUUGUCACUGUGUUUUUAAUAUAAAGUUAAUACUUUGAGUGUCACAAAAUUUACAUACUAAAUCAGAAUAAUGUUUUAAUUAAAAUAGUUUAAUUUUUUUUACAAAAGUGAUUAUAUAAAUGUUACAAACAUUAAAACUCAAUUGAUCUCAAAAUAAAUCACCUACAUAUAGAAUAGAAACGGAUAGGGAUACGCAUUUUUUUGCUCCCGCGGAAAUGGAUUCACAUAUCCGGAACAUCACUAAAUUAAACGUUUUUUUUCUCACAUUAAAAUGUUAAAUAUUUGAACAGAAUGACACAUCAAGUAGUUUGGUGUAUCACAAUACAUUCCAAGAUAAUUGGUUUCAUAGAUUAGAGAUUAAAUUAAGACAAAAAAUUGAAAUGAUUUAAGCAUUAGCAAAUUUAUUCAAAACAUUUCGAACUAAGAAUUGUCAUUUUUAUGUCGGAUGAUGGAAUUUUGUCCAUAAUAAUGUGAUAUUUAAAUAGUACCUAUAUAAUAUUGUAUUAAAUUACAAGUUUAAAAGCUUGCAUUAAUGUUAAUAGUAUUAAGUAAAAGAGAUAAUCGAAUUUUAAACCAACUAGUUUAAGUCUCCAUACAUGGCUUCCAUUUGUAUCUUCCAUUCGUUUCUAUUUUAAAUAAAUAUUGAAUAAUGUAUUUUAAGGUAAAAUUAAUUUUAUAUAGUUUGUCGCAUAUUUCGUAGCGGUAAUGCUACUAGAAGAUUAUUUUAAAUAACAUUCCACUAACCGUUAAUUAAUGAAUUAAAAGAUUACUAGGUUGGGUUGAUGAGUUGUCAUCACAACUGCCCAAUUAUGGAACCACAUACUCGUUCUUUACACAUUUCACUAUUGCACUGUUUAUUGAAGCUACACUAUUAAAUGAUUUAAUACAUCAAAUCAAACCUAGGACUACAUUGUGGAUGUAAGUUAUCAUAUAUCUAAGUGUUCGUGGUUGGCACUCCAAGCACACCAGUGGGAGACCUCCCUUACACAGGAUGCCGGCUAGAUUAUGGGUACCACAAUGGCGCCUAUUUCUGCCGUAAAGCAGUAAUGUGUAAACAUUAUUGUUUUUCAGCCUGAAGGGUGCCAUAGCUAGUGAAAUUACUGGGUAAAUGAGAUAAGUCUCAAGUUGAAAAAUUGUUAAGACAUUUUAUGUCUCAAGGUGAAGCUCGAAAUUGUAGUGCUGUUCAGAUCCUGAUGGGCACAGCAUUGUUAUGGACAGGGUGUAUCAAUUACCAUCAGCUGAAUGUCGUGCUUGUCCUUAUUUUCAUUAAAAAAAAAACACAACAAUCUAAAAUAAGAAUUGUUCAUUCAAUAAUAAUUACAAUGUAGUUGAACUACUAAAAAUUAAUUACAGAUUAGCAGGGUUUAUUGUAAUAUGUAAUGAGCUAAAAGCAAUGAGAUUAGUUCUAUAUGAAUGUGCACUCAAAAAUUGUCUUAAUUGUAUAACUGACUAUCCACAUUGGUCACAUAAUAUUUAUGUUCAAUGUACUCAAACAUAAUAUAAAGUAUGUAUUUACAAGAUUUUGUCUAAAGUUACUAAAAUAUUCCACAAAAUAUUGGUAAUUCUAGUCAAUGAAAACUUUAUGAAUUGUAUUUAUCAUGUUAACUAUUUUUUAUUAUGUAUAUUUUUGGAAAAUAAGUGUGUAAGCAAAGUUGAAUUAUGUUGUACCAUACUUAUAUAUUAUAAUAGGAAAUAAUAUUAUUUAAUAAAGCGAAAUAAUUACUUA